AUGGAAACAACAGCAACGAAGCCAAACCUCGUGAGCAAUAUUCUGGUACGCCUGCUUUCCUUUGGCGUUCUGGUGCUCCUGGCGCGCUCCGCUUACAUCAUCACCGUCAAAGGCAGAGCUUGCGACUUCGCCGGUGACUUCUGUUUCUUCCCUGAUACCCCAAAGCACACGACCCCUUCCUCUGCGGCGUCCGCCACCCGUCUCCGCAAUUAUUACUCCUCCGUCUUUCAAGAUUUGAUAUCCGAAGGCUUCCUUUCCCCUGACUCCAAAUCUCUCUGCAUCGAAACCCUAACAGGUCAGGACGUUGUCGCAUUGCAAGAUAUUGGAGUCAUUAACUCCGUCGGAAUUUCAAAGAAAGCAUCUCCGCCGUUGGUUCGUUAUGGUCCAGCUUUUCGUCAACCGUUCCCUGAUAACACCUUUGAUUUUGAGUUUUCCGGCGAUUCCGUCCUGGACCGCACUGUUAAACCCGUCGAAUUUGCUUCUGAAGUUUCAAGAACGCUCAAACCCGGGGGCUUCUUUGUCGUCCACACCUCGUCAAAAGAUCAGUAUAGUCUCAAUUCCUUGCUUGAAUUAUUCAAUUCUUGUAGAUUAAUUCGAUCACGCGAAAUUAACGCUGUAGAUUCAUCUUCCCCUUGGAUUCGUGAAGUUGUCUUAAGGAAAGAGGAUGGAGUAGUUGUUAAUGGAAAGAAAGAACAAUUCAUUCGUGGAUCAUCUGUAAAUAGGUGCAAUGUGCCAGGGUAUAUACAUGAAUUAAUCUCGAAUGCUGAGCCCUUGCUUGUGGAAGAGCCGUUGAAACCUUGGCUAACAUUGAAAAAGAAUAUGAAGAAUGCAAAAUAUCUGUCCUCACUAGUCGAUAUUCGCUUCAAGAAUAGGCAUGUGUAUGUAGACGUUGGAGCUAGGAACUAUGGUUCAAGCAUUGGCAGUUGGUUUAAGAAGCAGUAUCCCAAGCAGAAUAAGACGUUUGAAAUCUACGCCAUUGAGGCGGAUAGGGCUUUUCAUGAAGAGUACAGGUCAAAAAAAGGGGUGAAACUUUUGCCUUAUGCAGCUUGGGUGAGGAAUGAGACCCUGUUUUUUGAGAUAAACCGGGAACCACGUAAGAUGAACGUGGAGAGAGGAAGAGGGAUGGGGAGGAUUCAAGGUGUGCAAUCCUCAAGUAAUUUUCUAGGUGAUUCUGAUAAGAUUCAGGGGUUUGAUUUUGCUGGUUGGUUGAAGAGUACAGUAUCAGAGAGGGACUAUGUGGUGGUGAAAAUGGAUGUAGAAGGAACUGAAUUUCAUCUGAUCCCUAGGUUAUUUGAGACUGGAGCAAUUUGUUUGAUUGAUGAGAUGUUUCUUGAGUGCCAUUAUAGUAGAUGGCAGAGGUGUUGCCCUGGAGUGAGGAGCUCUAAGUAUCAGAAGACGUAUUCUCAAUGCCUGGACCUGUUUUAUUCUCUGAGGAAGAGUGGAGUUCUGGUGCAUCAAUGGUGGUGA
This is a messenger RNA of Coffea eugenioides, 1467 nucleotides long. RefSeq lists its product as uncharacterized. NCBI's taxonomy places the organism in Eukaryota, Viridiplantae, Streptophyta, Magnoliopsida, Gentianales, Rubiaceae. The record is from RefSeq and is a predicted model, not a curated record. The transcript has a single exon. Bases 1 to 1467 code for a protein of 488 amino acids. Gene Ontology annotation, molecular function: S-adenosylmethionine-dependent methyltransferase activity.